Messenger RNA from Daldinia loculata, 2516 nucleotides. Its product is annotated as galactose oxidase. Lineage: Eukaryota; Fungi; Ascomycota; Sordariomycetes; Xylariales; Hypoxylaceae. The record is from RefSeq and is a predicted model, not a curated record. The transcript has a single exon. Gene Ontology annotation, molecular function: protein binding. Bases 453 to 2021 code for a protein of 522 amino acids.
UCUCUUUCUAGAAAAGUGCCCAAUUUCAUGCAGGGGCUUGAAGAAAGCAAGGGAUGCCCGCGUGGCCCGUCAACAAGUUCAACCUUGACCAUUUUGUAUUAGAACCGUUUUUUUAUUAAUCUGUCAUCAUUCUGUGCUCCGGAUUUCAUACUGGCAUCAUCUAUUUUGGCCUUGAAUAGCUUUCAACCCGUUUCAGCCUUUGCUUAAGGGUCAAAUACGCCCUUUUUUUGAAACUGCCCUACCUUAACUGUUCUACCCUGUAGUUUUAAACCCCAUGCCUUAAAUCUUUGCUCAAGUUUCUCCAUGCCCUUGCGCGACUCGCCUACUGACUACCGAGAGACUAGGCUAGGUGGAUAGGCUGGGCAAUUGACCGUGUGACGUAUUUUCAGCAGACCACGAUUUAGAGCCCCCUAGCUUCGGACGCGGAACGUAGGCCAUGUUAUUCGAGAACCAUGCCCUCCGCUAACGAAACUAUGGCCGAUAACCCACGAUCGCCCUCAAGCAACAAGUCGAGGACCAUCCGAUCCCAAAAGAUCGCUCCGUCCUCCGCCGACGGCGACAGUGGAAACGAGGCCCAAGACCGAGCUGCUGCCCCUACCCGAAGCCACACACCAGGUCACCUCUCAUCCAAGAGCCAGGGAACUUCCUCGAGUAAACGCAAGGCAUCCGAGCCCUCGAUACGUUCACGUUCGCAGUCCGUCUCUAAUAAAUCCGCGUUUGCCGUGCCACCGCCCCAGUCUGCUCCGACGCCUAUCCCUACUCUCACCCUUCGGCGCCAUGGUGACUAUACUACUCCCAUACCGUCUGAUCCGCCGGUCGGAUCAUCUAGCCUAGACGAUGGGCGGCGGCCGGUAGCUAUGCGCUCGACAUCGGCCAUCGCCGGCCGGGCCACGACUGCGAGCACGGGGUCGGGAGCCUCUGGUGGAUCUCGCAAGGCGUCCGCCGCUCCACGGCCGCGUGGUCCCCAUGUCCCCUUUCCACCUCUCCAAGAUCCCAAGACAGCACCCGAUGUGCCCGCUGCACCUUCAUCAGGCAUGUAUUGGUCGCGAGCACCGGUAUCCGGAGCCCCCCACACUCCACUCCGUGCACACACGACGACUCUAAUCGGGAGCAACGUAUACGUCUUUGGGGGUUGCGACUCGCGUGCCUGUUUCAACGAGCUAUAUGUCUUAGAUGCGGACUCGUUCCACUGGAGUAGCCCACAUGUGUCGGGCGAUAUACCUGUUCCACUGCGUGCCAUGACGUGCACAGCCGUUGGUAAGAAAUUGGUGGUGUUUGGUGGUGGAGACGGCCCGGCUUAUUAUAACGACGUGUACGUGCUGGAUACGGUUAACUUUCGGUGGCAUCUGCCGCGGAUAGUAGGGGACCGGACGCCGAGUGCGCGGCGAGCGCAUACGGCCUGCCUGUAUAAAAACGGCAUCUAUAUGUUUGGCGGUGGAGACGGAAUACGUGCUCUGAACGAUAUAUGGCGGCUCGAUGUCACAGAUGUGCAUAAGAUGAGCUGGAAGCUAGUAUCAAGCCCCUCGCCAACCAGCUCGAAUGGAGCGGCAGUCAAAGAUACUAGCCGACCUAAAGCGCGGGGCUACCACACAGCGAAUAUGGUAGGAAGCAAGUUGAUCAUCUUUGGAGGAUCUGACGGCGGCGAGUGCUUUAAUGACGUAUGGGUAUACGACGUGGACACGCAUGCCUGGAAGGCGGUGCACAUCCCCGUGACGUUUAGGCGGUUGUCACACACUUCGACGAUCGUAGGCUCAUAUCUAUUCAUCGUCGGGGGCCACGACGGCAAUGAGUACUCCAACGAUGUGCUGCUUCUCAACUUGGUUACCAUGACUUGGGACAAGCGGAGAGUAUACGGCCUCCCCCCCAGCGGCCGCGGAUACCAUGGCACUGUGUUACAUGAUAGCCGGCUCAUCGUAAUCGGUGGCUUCGACGGCGGUGAGGUUUUCAGCGACGUCUGGAUCCUCGAGUUAGCUGUACACGCGUAUUACUCGCAGAUAAGCCAUUUUACUAUCGAAGUCUAGGCCAAACUCGAGUUUACCGCUGCGAGUUUGGAGAAUCUUGGUUCGGGCUGCUAGCAUCCAAGGGGCCGCUGAAGGUCAGAUUUAUGCGGCCAUGUUGGUUUAUUUAUCAGCCUAGUCUAGCGUGGACUUUGGACUAUAUUACAUAUCAUUCUGAUAGCGUUGUUCUUUGUCUAAGACGGCCCAAUUUGGGCCUUUAUUUCAUCAAGUGCCAUCCAUGUCUACGCAAGGACACCCCAUCCUGGGGGCUCUUUUGGCCACCUGUAGGCCGUUGUGGAUAGAUGGGGGCUACAUAUCUACGCAAAUGUAGCUAUUAGACAUCAUUUUGAAUUGGGAUCGGGAUGAUAUUAUUGCUUUGAGCGUGCCGUUGCUGAUCUUGGGUCUUUUGGGGCGCCGGGACACGUAAAAUGGGUAAAGAAAGGUGGAUUGAUAUCUUGUACAGUCGGAUCAGGUCACAGGAUGGCAUACAAAUCCAGUACCUACAAGUAAUAUGGUCCA